CUUCAAAAAGAGCUAAUUCAAAAUUAACAGUAAUUGUCAAUUUUUUUUGUUAGUGUCUGUGUUUAUUUUUAUUUAUAUACCGUUUAUUCGUUUAUGAGUGGUGUUUGUCUUUAAAUCUAUUAGAUGGUCAUCAAAUUACCAAGAUUAUGACUCAUCAUUUGACGGGAUAUGAUCAAGACUAUGCCACCGAUUACUACCAAAACAACAAUGUUGCCAACUACGACGGGAUGUACUACGAUCCUCAAGAUACUGGAAUAGGUAAUGGCAACCUCGUUGACAGCAAUGAGGGACUUGAAGAACCCACCUCAAGACUUUAUGCUGAGGGCUAUCCAGAUAUCCAACCAAACCAAUAUCAUGAAGAAACUGUAGAUUAUGGAAUAACAAACAAACAGCAAAUUCCUGAAGUUUCUGUCAAUCAUUAUGAACCUCCGAUAGUUCAGCAGUCAAGGAACUACUACUACGAUGUUCCUCGGCAGUACUCUCGUCACCAUCACCAUCAUCAUCACAGUAAAAAGCACAAAUCGUACCAACUGCAGUACCAGAAUCAGAACCAAAGCUACAAUCAGCAUCCGAACCACCAUUCUUUGUACACCCAAUGUCCACUGGUCAAUCAGGAACAAAAUUACAACCAACCGGAGUACCUAGAGGGUUAUGACGCUUCUUAUGGUGACUACGUGAACCAAACUAAGCAGUCUGAGUACUAUGGGGCGUAUUAUGGCGAUUCUAGAGUGAGGAAUGUUGCUACUGGGUACUAUGUUCAGGGUAAAGGAAUGAAGACUGGGUCUAGGAAGUAUCCUGUUACUGUGAAAACACCUAAGUAUAUAACAAAAAAAUUAGUAUCUACACCGUUAAAUAAGAAACCAUCUGCACUAUGUUUGGCUGUUGGUACACAGCCAGAUCCAGCACUACUUAAAAGAAAAAGCAAGACACAUCAUACUGUGAAGAAAGUCUAUGAUAGAGCCGAGGAAUCGUUUCAAGUAUCUGCACCUCAGGAAAAUGCCAAUUUUUCGUAUUCAGCCCAUCAGAUGGAUUCUGAAGGUGAUUUGAACAGAAAACCCAUGCCAAACAAUUUGGAAAACUCUUUUAAUCAGUAUCCAGUCCAAGGGAACAUUGUUAGUAACGUUGAAAACUCUUUUAACCAAUAUCCAGUGCAGGGAAACCUUCCAAAUCAUCUGGAAAACUCUUUUAAACAAUACCAGGUCCAAGAAAAUAUUUCUAAUAGCGUGGAAAACUCUUAUAACCAAUAUCCAGCUCAAGAAAACAUUACUAGUAACCUGGAAAACUCAUUCACUAAAUAUCCUGUUCAGGAAAAUGUUUCUAGGGAGAAUUUGGAGGAAACUGAUGGUCAGGAGAAUAUCAAGGCUUUUGCAAAAUUUUUAAAGCCAAGGGUGCCAUCAUCUAUAAAAGCUAAGCAAGAACGAAUAGCUCAGAUGAAAUCAUCAUUAAAUAUGGCGGGUGGGGUUCCCCUACAGCCCAAAAUGAAGAUUUCUUUAGAUAAGCUGUUGAACAGACUCCAAAAGUGCGAAGACCAAGACCAGAAAAACGGGAAUAACGAAAAAACUUCUGAGACUUUGAGUCAGUCCAAAAAAGAUGGAAAAACUAAAAAAAUAUCUAAAUUGGACAGCUUCAAUUAUGAAUCAUUGUCACAAAAAGGUGCAUUAUCAUCUAAAAAUCCCGAUGAUGUUAACAAGGGUGUUCGAAAAAAGUAUUCUUCCACCUUGGAACUGAAGAAUUCUUUAAGAUUUAUGAAACCUUUGGAUGAUAAUUGUGCCUUGGAUUUGCACAGAUCAAAGAGUUACAUUGUUGACUUGAUUGACAAGGCUCUGAGCAGGGAAUUGGGAACAGUACCUAGGGAACAACUGCUUCACCAAAAUAUGACCCCGAAGAAAGCCAUAGAGGCCAUCAGUAGGCACCAUCAACCCGAUUCCAAAGAUCUGUCAUUCGAAGUGACAGCCGCGUUGACAGAUUCCUUCAUUUCCAACGUAACAGCGCCCCCUAGCAACGAAAAUAACGAAGCUAGAAUAUUGUUGCAGGAUCCCAGACAAGUGCAGAGUGACGACGAAACCAAAAAGAAAGUCUGUAAUCCCAAUUAUAUCAAACAGCUAAAACAGCUAAGAUGGGGCCAUAUACGCCACAUUCAGCACGAAGCUAGAAAGUUAGCUGACCUGGAAGAGUUUCUAGAAAAUUGUGGUGAAUCAGAUUUUUGAAAAAAAAAUACACCGUGUAUGUCAAUUUUGUGAUAUGUAAUUAACUAUAAUAAAAGUGGUUGAAAUAAAAAUAAAAUUAUUAGAAAAUA
This is a messenger RNA of Sitophilus oryzae (rice weevil), 2296 nucleotides long. RefSeq lists its product as uncharacterized. The record is from RefSeq and is a predicted model, not a curated record. Lineage: Eukaryota; Metazoa; Arthropoda; Insecta; Coleoptera; Curculionidae. Bases 147 to 2207 code for a protein of 686 amino acids. The transcript is spliced from 10 exons.